AUGGUGCUGCAACCUCCAAUCUGGGCCGACUUGCGCCCUGGUGUGGAUCCCCUGCUGGGUGGGCCACAGCUGCUGGCACCAGGGCCCUGCUUCUCACGGCCCAUCUCUCCAGGCAUGCCACCACGCAUUACGCCGGUUGGCCCUUUGUGGACACCGGUCUCCGGUCCGAUGCCCCCAGUGCAGCUCCCUUGGCCUGGACCAGGGUCUGGCUCUGGUGAGCCACAGCUGCAGAUCUUGCCUCCGAUGCCACGAGUUGGCAAGGAGUCAUUGGCUUUGGGCACAUUCCAUCCAUCGACGCUAUCGCCGCGAAAGUUCAAUUUGCCAGAGGAUUUGCUCUCUCGUAUUGAAGGUGUGGUCACGAACAUGGAAAAGAAUGUCGCUGAAGAGCAGAGGCUACGCAUCUCCGAGGCCGUUUGCAGCUCCUGCGGGGCAGCCCUGACCGGCGAUGCACGGUUCUGUGAUCGUUGUGGCCGGCAGCAGGUGGACCAUGCUCCAGAGGACGAUUUGGUCCAAAACCUCGCCCAGCGACUGGAAAGUUUGGAAUCCCGGCGUCAGGUCGCAGAGCAGCGCGCUACCCAGUUGGAAGAGUUGCGGCGACUGGUGGCCGAAGGACGGCACAAGCAGUACUUGACGCAUUUCAUCACCCUUGAUGAUCAUGGUUUUGACCUUCAAAAGCGCGAGAAUGGUAGCGCAGCAAGCACGCAAUCGACAGGCAGCCGUGAAGUCAAAAGCGCUGAGGACUCUCAGCUUCACGCUGCCUUGGCCCAAGUGGAAGACGCUUUCACCGAGGAGCUCAACGUCUUGGGUGUAGCAGGUGCAGAGAGUCGCCUUCACGAGCGCCUCGAAAGACUACUGAAGGCGGUGCUGCACCGGGAGUCAGUGGCAGAGGCACGCCUGAAAGAGCAGCGAGAGCUCACCCAUGCUGCCGAGAGAGAGUUGCAGGUGCUGGAGGAGACCUCCCAGAAAGUACUUGAAGAUUGUCGACUGCUGCAGGCGGGCCUUGGCUAUGGGACUUUUCUGAUCCUGCUCAUCACUGGAAUGAUUUGGUGUGCCGAUGCCGCCGAGAUUAGCUUGAUCAUGUAUGUGAUCAAGGAUGUGCAAAAGGCUCUCCGACUGUCGGAUGCAUCAGUGGUGUUGCUUGAGCAGGCGUCUUUCGCCGGGCAGUUGUUGGGCCCCAUGUUCUGGGGGCGAUUCGCAGACACUCGUGGCCGACGCCCUGCCAUUUUGCUUUGCAGUGGCUUCGUGCUUGGAUUUGGGAUCAUCACGGCUUGCGCACAAACCUUUUGGCAACUGGUGAUCGCGCGUGCUGGAGUUGGCUUUGGUAUCUCGGUUAUGUUCAUUUGCGUGGACAUAGCGUGCGAGCUUCUGCCCAAGGAGAGGGCUUUGAGCAUUGCUUUGAACUUCUUCCACCCUUUUGGGAGCAUGUUCACCAUGUUUUGCGCCUUUCUCUUCUUGGAGAACUCUGGCUGGCGGAUGCUGACGUCUUGUGCAGUGCUGCCUACCUUCUUUGCACUGGGACUGGCUUUAGCUUAUCUUCCAGAGUCACCACGCUGGCUGUUGGAGAAUGGGCGACAUUUCGAGGCCUUGCAAAGCAUUAGGCACAUUGCCGAUCUCAACGGAGUGAAAACCUCCUUCACCGGGCUUCUUCCAGAAUUGCCAGAGUCAGAGCUGAUUCCUGAUGCAAGCCCAAAGGAUGCUUGGUUUGUUUGGGGCCAACAUCGGUGGACAUUGCUGAAUCAGAUGUGCGUAUGGUUUUCUUUGGGUAUGGCUGGGGGGCCACCCUACUGGUGA
Durusdinium trenchii is the source of this 1791-nucleotide messenger RNA. NCBI's taxonomy places the organism in Eukaryota, Dinophyceae, Suessiales, Symbiodiniaceae. The record is from the annotation of a GenBank genome assembly.